Molecule: messenger RNA, 1146 nt
Organism: Protobothrops mucrosquamatus (brown spotted pit viper)
Lineage: Eukaryota; Metazoa; Chordata; Lepidosauria; Squamata; Viperidae
Product: ER lumen protein-retaining receptor 1-like
Exons: 5
Coding region: 76-714 (212 amino acids)
Biological process (GO): endoplasmic reticulum to Golgi vesicle-mediated transport; protein retention in ER lumen
Cellular component (GO): membrane; cis-Golgi network; endoplasmic reticulum
Molecular function (GO): ER lumen protein retrieval receptor activity
Source: RefSeq, a predicted model, not a curated record
ACGCGCUCCUCUUUCGGCAGAUUUCCCACUGAGAAAGUAAAGCGAAGCUUUCUCCGGCAGCCCAUCCGGAACGCCAUGAAUCUGUUCCGCUUCCUGGGAGACAUCUCGCAUCUGUUGGCUAUAAUCAUCUUGCUGUUGAAAAUCUGGAAAAUCAGAUCCUGUGCUGGGAUCUCUGGGAAGAGCCAAGCUCUCUUUGCCAUUGUCUUCACUACUCGGUACCCAGAUCUAUUUACAAACUACAUCUCGUUGUAUAACACCUCCAUGAAGGUGGUGUAUGUUGCCUGUUCCUAUGCUACGGUAUGGAUGAUCUAUAGCAAAUUCAAAGCCACCUAUAAUGGCAACCAUGAUACCUUCAGAGUGGAAUUCCUGGUAAUUCCAACAGCAGUGUUAGCGUUCCUAGUAAAUCAUGAUUUCACACCCCUAGAGAUUCUCUGGACCUUCUCCAUCUACCUGGAGUCAGUGGCUAUUUUGCCACAACUCUUCAUGGUCAGUAAAACAGGUGAGGCAGAGACCAUCACAAGUCAUUACCUCUUCGCUUUGGGAGUCUACCGUGCCCUCUACCUGUUCAACUGGAUUUGGCGCUACCAGUUUGAGGGGUUCUUCGACCUCAUUGCCAUCGUGGCUGGUUUGGUGCAAACGAUACUGUACUGCGAUUUCUUCUACCUGUACAUUACAAAAGUUCUAAAAGGCAAGAAGCUGAGUUUGCCUGCAUAAGUUAAGAUCAAGACUGCAACUAAAUACUUUGGCCAAGGAGAAUGAAGGGAAAGCUUCACAGAAAAUUAGACAUGCAGAUUGAGAUUUCUUUUAAAAUAUUAGUGUCCUAUUGAUCUCAACUUCCACCCUGAACUUUGAUCUAAGCGUGGUUUGAGACAAAACAACAACGGAUGGUCCUUCUACAAAACAGACUGCUAUAGUUGGGGGUGAAGUGAAGCACAGCUUGAAUCCCAAGCUAACAAUGACUACUCCUGGUUAAUAUGUAGAUUGUAGAUUUUUGGGUUUUUUUAACCCAUUUUGAUCAUUCUCUGUGUCUAUAAUGCUUGAGUAUUAUUUUUUGAUGAAUCAGCACAAGUAGGAAAUACAUUUUUAAAAAGUCUGUUAUCUGUAUCCUCUUAGUUUGGGUGUUAUGUUGAUAAACGCUAAUAUGAA